UUAUUCUCCAUAUUUUUUAGAUCAGGUAGAGAGUCUUGGCUGUGAGGGAUGUGGAGUGGCGGCCCGUUUUGAACGAAAAAAAAAAGGCGGUCAUGGUGUCUAGUGCUGGAUGAAACGCGGCGGCGCUGUGCCGAGGAUGCGCCCACUGCCCCUGGCCAUCCUCUGGCUCCUGCUUCUCUGCACCACCAGUGCAUCAUCCAGGGAGUUCUCCAAAAAGCAGGGCAACAGAAACCAGGCUUUCAGUGCUGCAAUGAACUAUGCACCAAGUUGGGCCAGCAGCAGUGGCAUGCACACCAAGGAACCCGGAAGACCCUCGUAUUCCCUCGGGGCACCAGUUCUCAGGGCCACCAUGAGUGCACAACGUCCCGUUUCCCCAGAAACUGUCAAGAAGAGGAUUUCCGUGUGUCUCCGGGUUCUGAAUAAUAUUUUGCCGGGUUACUCUAGUGAUCAGAGUGCCGAGGUUUGUGCGAGACUGGCUUCGAGGUCCACCACAGGCACAAAUAAUAAUAAUAAUAAUGAUAAUAAUAACAAUAAAAAGACACCGGAUCCCAGCAAUGGUAAUAAAGGAACCCGCAGACCCAAGGAUUAUUUAUUCAUGCAAAUGGAGGAACUGGAGAGGCUGGUGGGGAAAACAAGAGAGUUGGAGAAAAGUUUACUGAACAACAUUGCAGCCAGGAGAAUGUUGAUUGCAAAAUCCUCAAAACAGGGUUCUGCCAAUUUGCCUGUGCUGGGUUUGGGCAAGAAACCAGGGUCUGAAAAACCCAAGAUUAUCAGCCAUGGAAUCAGGGAGUUGGAGAAGAAUGCUAAUGUGGCAUUCCUGGAAUCCCAGCUGGCAGCUGGAACUUUCAAUGACUUGGAUUUCCUAGAUAUCACCAAAGCAGUGUUUGCUACUACACAAUUCACCCCUAAAACCAACAAUCAAUAA
This is a messenger RNA of Notodromas monacha, 925 nucleotides long. The record is from the annotation of a GenBank genome assembly. Lineage: Eukaryota; Metazoa; Arthropoda; Ostracoda; Podocopida; Cyprididae.